This is a messenger RNA of Achroia grisella, 2990 nucleotides long. RefSeq names its product exocyst complex component 2 (gene Sec5). Lineage: Eukaryota; Metazoa; Arthropoda; Insecta; Lepidoptera; Pyralidae. Bases 173 to 2830 code for a protein of 885 amino acids. The transcript has 17 exons. Gene Ontology annotation, cellular component: exocyst. Gene Ontology annotation, biological process: exocytosis; Golgi to plasma membrane transport. The record is from RefSeq and is a predicted model, not a curated record.
AUAGUUUCACCUAGUCUGUCCUGUUAUGUUUCAAAAAUAAAAUCUUUUUUUAAGUAAUUUUUUUUUAUAUUACACGUAGUCUGCAAAAAACAAUAAUUUUUAAUAUUAAUUCAUAUUUAAACAAUUGAUAAACUGUUCAUUUAUUCUUUUAUUAAGAUAGUAUUUAAUAAAUAUGGGUCCACCACCUGUAGUAACUGGCGUUUCUCCAAAAGAAGGCCCUCCAGGAACACGAGUAACAAUUCGUGGAGAGUUUUUAGGCACUUCUGCAUUUGAUUUAAUUGGUUUAAAAAUAUGCGGGUGUGAUUGUUUACUAUCGGCUGAAUGGAAAAGUAAAAACAAAAUAGUGGCUCGUUCAGGGCCAUGUAAGGGCCGCGGAGACAUCAUAGUUACAACCAAGUCUGGCGGAGAGGGCACAUCAACGGUACAAUUCAGAGGCUAUCAUGAAUCUAUAGGACCAGUUAAAGAGAGUGCAGUAUGGGUAGAGGAAGCUGCACCACCCUCCCUACCAUGGGGUCGGCGGCCCAUGUCUCCUACUACAUACACCCCACCUGACCCUUUAGGAUUGUCUACAGAGGGAGAUGAUUGCAAGUUCCCUGAGGAAGAUUUGCAUGAACUGUUUCCAGAUGGGUCAGGCAAUCUGACUGAUGAAAACUUCCAACCUGGCUGGUAUCUAUUAGAACAUCACAGCAAUACCUCAUAUGAAGACUUGAAGGCAGGAAUGGUGUUUUUGCAAAGGAAGGUUGAAAGUCAAAAAGAGGGUCACCUUAGUUUUCUGAAAGCUAACACUGGAGCUGUUAUGGACCAAUUAGAUCGUCUUGUAUUACUCAAAAAUAUGUUUGAGGAAGACCAGAGAAAAAAUGGCAAAGAACCACUGCCAAGUUUACAAGCUGCCAUAGAAGAAUCGAUCACAUUGGCUGAUUCUCUUUUUUCUGAAAUACUGUCACGUAAAGAAAAUGCAGAUAAAACCCGAGAAGCUCUGUCGCUGCUUAUGCGACAUAAAUUUCUUUUUCAGCUACCAGCAUCCAUUGAUAAUAACAUAAAGAAAAAGGAGUAUGAUUUAGUAGUCAAUGACUAUACGAGAGUUAAAAACCUAUUUGGAAAUACUGAUAUUAAGUUAUUCCAAAAAAUUCUAGCUGAAAUAGACAAAAAAAUUGAAGACUUGAAAGAGAAGCUACACACAAGGAUGAAGACAAUGCCUAUUAAUGUACAAGAACAAAUAAAAUAUAUAAAGCUAUUAGUGAGUUUGAACUGGGAAGGGGAUGCGGCAUGGGUAGCCAUUAUUAGUCGAAAAGAAUACCUAAUGAAUCUUAUGAACAAAGUCAAGGACCACUUUAAACAAAAGGAAGAACAAGAAUUAAGUGACAAAGGGAAGCGCAAGUCGAAAGAGAGCUCUGAGGGCGCGUGGUGGGCGGCGUGCGCGGAGUGCGCGCGGUGCGCGGGCGGGCUGAGUGCGGUGCGCGCGGCGUGGUGCGCGGCCGCCUGCGGGGCGCUCGCCGCGCACCUGCACGCCCUGUGGCCGCUCGCCCGCCGCUACUUCGCGCGGGACCUCGCCGGCGAGCCAGCCGCGCCCGGCCGCCACGAACAACUCAAGGAAAUGAUAAUAGCAGCGGUGGAGCAGUUCUCGUCACAAAUGCGCACGUGCCUGAUGUGCGGCGGCGGCGCGGUGUCGGCCGACACGCUGCGGCUGCGGCUCGUCGCCAACCUGCGCAGUCUGCGGGAGGCCUACGACUCGCUGCUCAAACUAGAUUUGCCCUCACAGCCAUUAAGCGUGGUAGAGAAAGUUAUAUUCGAUUACCGGGUGUAUGGGAUGACUUGCUUCCUACAACGCGCACACAAGCGUGUUAAGGCGCUCGCAGACAAGGAAACGUGGAAAAUUGAAGAGUACACCGAUUAUGGUGCUAUUACCAAACUUCCGCAUCUGUUGGAGACGUACACCCGGGAGGCGCUGUCGGCGAUCCACAAGUGCGUGGCGACGGGCGGCCGGCGCGAGGGCGCGCUGCUGGCCGCGGGCGGCGAGCCGGCCGCAGAGCUGCUCCGCCACACGCAGCUCACGCUGCUCGCGUACGUCGCCGCGCUGCACCGCCUCGCGCUGCAGCACGCCGACCAGGACUUUAACAACACGAGCCUAUCCGUGGCGCUAGACCAGCCCUUGGACGAAAGCGUGGGCGGGGCAGAGAGUGGCUGGCAGCGUCGUUUGCUGGUGGCGGCUGCUAACGCGCAGUACACUCGCCGUGUAACGCUGCAAAACAUCGCCACCGACUUCAACACGUUCGGAUUGCCGAAUCCGAGUCAAGCGCUACAGGCGUGUAAGGACGCGCUGGGCAACCUGGAAAGUACGAUCGCAGAAACGUACUUGGAGCACAAGGGAGACCCACUGGUCGGCACCAUCGAGCCCAGUAUGUACAUGGGCCACCAGCGGAUCGACACUAACGACCUGCCGAACGACGCAAGGCCAUACCUCUACGAGAUCAUAAACAACCUCAUCGCCGUUCAUGCAGAGGUGGACAGCGUGUGCGGGGCGGCGGCGGCGCGGUACGUGCGCGACGUGUGCGAGACGGUGUGCGAGGAGGUGGCCCGACUGGGCGCGUGUUCUCCGCGGGCGUCGCGCUCCGCUGCCUUCCUCGCGCGGCUCGAGUGCACGCUACUGCGGUUAGCCUGCGCCUCGCAUCUCACGCACAAGGCAGAAAACUAUCUACAGGAGGCAUUAGCUGGUAUUCCACCUUUAGAAAAUGAAGAGGACAAGAAACAAAUGGAUAUCGUUGUGGAAGGAUUUAAGAAACGUAUGGAGCUACAAUUAGCAAGCCUUAACUGCAAUAUGGAGAUUAUUUAAUAAAUACACACCUUUUUCUUUACUUUUCUCAGUGUAAGCUUUAAAUUAGUGAUAUACAAUACUUUCUAAAAGCGGCGUUAUGGUUAUAAAGUUAUGUUAUUUUACGUGUAAGUUACUAUAUUAUUAUACUCUACUUAUAUUAAAACAUGCAUUUAAAUAU